AUGGCACAACUCCAACGAAAUCAACGAUUACCAUAUACACCUCGAAACUUGACUCAACGUACACCCGAACAAUCGUACGGUCGUAAGAGCAAUGCCUCAUCUGUUAGAAAUAAUGAGUCAAUGUCGAAAAUACGUAAUCAACAACAGGUAAAUCAGGUUCGUCCACAAGUAAAUGCAAAUCGAAAUCAACAGCGUCGUCCAUCACCAAGAUCGAACAACGAUCCCCUUCCAAGUCAACCGACUCCUCCAUUUCAUCAAAAUACACAUGAGAAAGCUGUCCUCAAUGACAAAACUCAUGCUCAUUUCACAGAACAACAUCCGCAGCAACAAAAGAAGUUUGAUCAACAGAGAAAUACAAAAGAAAUGGAGCAGUUUCACCACAAUUACAAUCCAAAUGCGUUAUUUCCACCACAGAGUGGUAUUCUCUAUAGAGAAAAUGAUAUGAGAUAUGAUCCUUUGACGGGACAACUGAUUAAUCGAGAAUAUAAUGGUAAUAACGACAUUGUAGAUAAUCAUGGUAAUACAAAACAACGUCAACAACAGACAAUAAACAUGAACACAAAGACUAAUCCACAGCAGCAAAACGAACAAAGAGUAUUAGUAGUUAAAAGUCAAAACGUUACGAAACAUGACGAAAAUGUAAGUUUUUGUACAAACCCAGGUCCUUUAAACCGGCAAAAUCCGUUAAUUUUCCACCGGAUAUGUACUGGAAAUCAGCGGAAACCUGAUCUCCAGAUUCACGGCGUCGGAAAUCAACCAGAAUCGCGGAUUGCGGUAGUCGGAAUCCGGUCACCAGGUUCUGCUGGAUCCGGCCGGAAAACAUCGACCUAUAAAGACGAAUCUGUAGUGAUGCGAUUUGGUGACGAUGAAUUACCGCUUGGAUCAACAGUGAAUAAUCGACUACCUGUGUUUGCCAGAUUUCCGUUCGAAGUAUCAUUUCUUCCACAAUCAAUGGAAACGAAUGUUGAAGAUCAUAUUCACAAACUUCGAUUACGUUUAAUCGAUUCGGUAACUAUAAUUGAAACAUAUCGUCUCUCUUACAAUGAUGAAUUUAUGGCAAAUAAUCUGAGUAUCGAAGAAGAAUUAGAAAUACGUCGUAUACAUAAAGCAAUUGAUAAACAACAACGUUCACAGAUGAAUAUUCAUAAUUUUAUUAGAAAUAAUCCAAAUUUAAAAGAAGUAUUAAAAUCUCGAAUUGAUUUUUACAAUCGAUUUCAUUCCGAUUCUAAUACUAUAUAUGAUGAUGGAACUUAUCCUCAAUUAUCCUACAGUAAAUUACCACCAAUUGCAUCUAAUCAACAUGAUCCUGAGUCAAUGACAAAACAUACUACUACAAAAACCAUACCAUCAUCAAAUUUGCUUGAAAAGUCUGAACAUACAAUACGAUUGCCAAGCGAUAUAUAUCUGACAUCAAGAUCACUUGGGGAAAAAGAACAGAAUAAACAGAAUCCAAAAGAAAAUAGAGAAAAAUUGAAUUUAUCUAAUACGGGAUCAUAUACUUCAGUUGAUUUAGGUGCUGAUGGCUCCGAAAGUGAAACGCAGAUGCCAGGUGAGCGUUAUUCAUUUCCAACACCCGUCAACACAAAUCAUCCAACACCGGUCAACACAAACCAUCCAACACCGGUCAACACAAACCAUCAACCAUCAAAUCAGUCAUUUCAUUCACAACUAACUCAUAGAAAUCCUCCAAGAGAAACAAAUAGCGCUUUAAUAUUAAAAAUUCGUUUACAGGAAAUAAUUGUUGCACUGCAUCGAGUUUACCUUGAACCGGAUGGUCCAAUCUAUGUGGCUCUAUUAAAAAGUAUACAUAGUCCGUUAUAUGAAGCGUUAACAAUAUCAUCACCAAAAUACGAUGAAGCAAUCAACAACAUAGCCGAAGCACUGAAAAAUGUUAUAACAAAAAUUAUAGAUUUUAUGGAACAAUUAGAAUUUGACGAUGAAAAUAAGAAGACAAUGAAUGUUACGAAACAGCGGGCUACAUUACUGCUGAUAGGAGUAUUUAUAUUUCGAGCGCUAGUAACAACUCUACUUUGCAAACCAAUCAAAUACCGUUUAAUGUUAGGCCAAAUAUCGUCAUCUCAGCAAGCAAGUUUAAAAGUAUUAGCAACAUUAAUGUUAUAUAUUGGACGUUGUGUUUGUGUACCUGCUGGAAAUAUUCUGAGGCUACCACAUGAAUGGCAGUUAUCAUUAUUGAAUGACGACGCUAUUGAACAUAUUGUAAAAAAUCCUAAAAUAAAAUUGGUUAUUCAAAUGUGCGAGGUAACACUGCGAAAAUGGUGUGAUGAAUAUAUCCAUCGGAUCGACAGUGGACUUGGAAAGCAGAUGCGCUUCUAA
Messenger RNA from Didymodactylos carnosus, 2334 nucleotides. Lineage: Eukaryota; Metazoa; Rotifera; Eurotatoria; Philodinida; Philodinidae. The record is from the annotation of a GenBank genome assembly.